CUGUAAUCCUUUGAACACUGUUACCAUGGAAACCAUAAGAGCAUCUGUCAAAUGUAAAUAUUGUGACAAAGAUAAUCUGAAGAGGUGGCUCAAAGAAAUUGACUGAAAUGGAGAAACUUUGCCAGGAAGAGAAAGCAUCACUGGAAGAGAAACAAACCUGCACAAACCCAGGAGAACAUUAUGAUGAAGCCUCAGUUGGUCCCAGUGAUGGACAGCAGGUUCAGCCCACCAAGAGGCUGCAGAAACAACACCGUUGUAACAAGUGUCUGAAACUUUUCAGAUGGAAGACGAAUCUGAAAAUUCAUCAACGCAUUCACACUGGAGAGAAGCCCUAUCUCUGUGACCAGUGUGGAAAGGCUUUCAUUUCCAAGGGUAAUUUAAACAGCCAUCAGCGAAUCCACACUGGUGAAAAGCCUUACAGCUGCAGUCAAUGUGAGAAGAGAUUCAAACAAUACUCAGGUCUGAAGAUUCAUCAGCGAAUCCACACUGGAGAGAAGCGCUAUGUCUGUGACCAGUGUGGAAAGGCUUUCAUUCAGAAGGGUACUUUAAACAGACAUCUGCGAUUCCACACUGGUGAAAAGCCUUACAGCUGCAAUUGCUGUGAGAAGAGAUUCAAACGUUCCUCAUGUCUGAAGAUUCAUCAGCGAAUCCACACUGGUGAAAAGCCUUACAGCUGCAGUCAGUGUGAGAAGAGAUUCAAACGUUCCUCAUGUCUGAAGAUUCAUCAGCGAAUCCACACUGGUGAAAAGCCUUACAGCUGCAGUCAGUGUGAGAAGACAUUCAAAGAUUCCUCAGGACUGAUGUAUCAUAAGCAAAUCCACACUGGAGAGAAGCGCUUUCUCUGUGACCAGUGUGGAAAGGCUUUCAAGGGUAAUUUAAACAGCCAUCAGCUAAUCCACACUGUUGAAAAGCCUUACAGCUGCAGUCAGUGUGAGAAGAGAUUCAAAUCCUCAAAUCUGAAGCAUCAUAAGCGAAUCCACAGGAGAAAAGCCUGA
Molecule: messenger RNA, 995 nt
Organism: Gambusia affinis (western mosquitofish)
Lineage: Eukaryota; Metazoa; Chordata; Actinopteri; Cyprinodontiformes; Poeciliidae
Product: zinc finger protein 239-like
Exons: 4
Coding region: 108-995 (295 amino acids)
Cellular component (GO): nucleus
Source: RefSeq, a predicted model, not a curated record